Messenger RNA from Arabidopsis arenosa, 667 nucleotides. The record is from the annotation of a GenBank genome assembly. NCBI's taxonomy places the organism in Eukaryota, Viridiplantae, Streptophyta, Magnoliopsida, Brassicales, Brassicaceae.
UUAGGAAAAAAUAACAGAGCACUUACCAACUGGAGUUGAUGAGGUCUCUCCAAUUAGGAGAGACUACAUUUCUCAGUCUCGAAACGCAAGGAUGAUGAGCUCCUUCACCACCACCGUUUUUGGAGUCAUCAGAGAAGAAGCCACGAAAUCCACCAUCAAUGUCACAAAUUCACUAGCUGGAGUUGUUGCUGCUGAGAUCACUGGAGCCCCUGAGAUUCCAUUCCAUCCUGGUAGGCUGUUUCUUCGUGUUGAAAUCACUGAUGAUGGUCUGAUACAGACACCACCAUACUGUUCUUUUACUUUCAGGGUCGGUGCCACAAGGAGCGCUCUGCAGGAUUCGAGGGAGCAUGGACACAAAACCCUCUCAUUUUUAACAACUCCUAUCCCAAGAUCAGUUUCUUUGAUUCUGUUUCCUCGUGCUUGAAUUGGACUGGAGCUGAAUCAAAAGCUCUUGAAUCUUUUUACUAUUCGGGGAGAUCACAUUCUACUUUUAUUUGUCUUCUCAUCUUCCUCUUUCUGCAAGUAAUCUUUUCUUGAAAGGAAAAUGAUCUUUGUAGUUUGAGACGGUUUGGUUUGAACCAGAUAAUGUGCUAUAGACUUAUACCCAAGUGCAGCUAUCUGGAAACAAUCCUAGAAACUUUAUUCAUAAUCAAUUAAAACAUCGCUA